This is a messenger RNA of Alosa alosa (allis shad), 1658 nucleotides long. RefSeq lists its product as uncharacterized. The coding region runs from base 424 to 1098 and encodes 224 amino acids. The transcript is spliced from 5 exons. NCBI's taxonomy places the organism in Eukaryota, Metazoa, Chordata, Actinopteri, Clupeiformes, Clupeidae. The record is from RefSeq and is a predicted model, not a curated record. Gene Ontology annotation, biological process: response to bacterium.
CAGGGUGAUCGCUGUGACGGGAUGUGUGUUGUGGUUGAUGAUGAUAAGAACACACGAGUUGAGAACAUAACCCCCCUGCCUUAAGACACUCCUACACUGCACACACACACACACACACACACAUAAAUUGAGGACAUAACCCCCUGCCUUAAGACACUCCUACACUGCACACACACACACACACACGCAUGCACAUACACACACAAGUUGAGGACAUAACCCCCUGCCUUAAGACACUCCUACACUGCACAUGCACACACACGCACACACACACAUGCACUAUGGUGAACAGCCUGGCUUUCUGUAGAAUGGGUGAGCACUCUUUGAUUAUUCAUCUGGAUAAACUCUGUCUUCAUGCUUCAUAUUUAGAUAUUAAAUUGUGUGUGUGUGUGUGUGUUAGGUGUGCUGCUGGCUGUGUUCUCCAUGUCCAUGUCCACCUCAGUGGUGGUGCGUGAGGGUCAGUCGGUCCAGAUGAACUGUUCUCACAGCGUGAGUGCAUCUGGGUAUAACUCAUUCAUCUGGCUGAAGCAACCCAGCCGGUCACCUCCAGUAUGUAUCCUGACCAUAAACUACUACCAAGGGCCCGACCGACUGAAAACAGAAUCCAUGAAGCCCUCUGCACGCUAUCAUAAUGGCUAUAGCGACGCUAACGCUAGCUGGACUCUGAAUGCACUGGCCUCCAUGUCUGCGUUAGAGAUCAGGAAUGUGAGUGUGUCUGACUCUGGACUUUACUACUGUGGGAAGAGUGAAGACGGAUGCAUGGACUUCCACAAUGUCACCUACUUAACCGUGACAGAUGAGUCUGACGCUGAACUUCUAGACACAGCAGAGGAGGGGCGGAGCUGGGAGUGUGGAACUGUGGUUCUAGUCCUGGGGGUUCUAAGUGCUGUUCUCAGUUUAGUGCUGGUCAUCCUGAUCCUGACCAAGUGCAGAGGUGGACAGAACUCAGCCUCUGGUCAUCACACAUCAUCUCCACCUGACCAGAUGCAGGAUUCAGACUCUCUGAACUAUGCAGCUCUGAGUGUCUCUGCCAACAAGAAGAGAAGAAGCAACUUACAGACUGACCACUCACAUGUGUUAUACGCAGCCACUAGAUAAAUGCUGAGUCAUGUGUGUUGUAUACAGUCACUAUACUGUAUUUAUACAGCUCUGGAAAAAAAAUAAGAGACCACUGCACAUUUUUCUGAUGUCAUCCUAUGAUUGCUGAGUGAGUUGAAAAAUGAGUUGAUGGCCAUAUUCAAAUUUGCAGUGGACUCUUAAUUUUGAAUAUGACCGUCAACUCAUUCGAAUGUCAUUCAGCGACCUCAGCGUAGGAUGACAUCAGAAAAAUGUACAGUGGUCUCUUAAUUUUGUCAAGAGCUGAAUAUAUACACUGCUCACAUACAUUAUACAAUCACUGGAAUUGUAAUUUGAAAAUAAAAGUGGUUUCUGAAUUAUUAUUAUUAUUCUGACUGAGGUAUGAAUAUAUUCUACAAUCCCUAUGAUUGUGUUGUAUUUGAUUGAGAGGAAAAUAAUGUCCCUGUAAAUUCAAAUGUACUAACAACAACUUCUACUGUCCAGCCUGAUCUCACCAAACGGCGUACAGCCCACUGUCACAGGAUUUUGGCCUCAAUAAUAUGACAACUUCCAUUGUAAACUGUCAUCUUGUGUCUCCUUUA